Messenger RNA from Nipponia nippon (crested ibis), 1657 nucleotides. The record is from RefSeq and is a predicted model, not a curated record. Lineage: Eukaryota; Metazoa; Chordata; Aves; Pelecaniformes; Threskiornithidae.
UUGUUUCUCCAUGUAAUUCUCCUGAUGGAAGACCAACCGGGAUUCCCUUUUUGCUGUUCGUGCUGAAUAGUUGCUUGGACAGGUGGUGAAUGAGUGAAGAUAAGCUCCGUGAUGGUUCAAAUGUGGGAAUUGCCCCGGAUGUGGUUGCUGCUGACGCUGCCCUGGGAAAAUGCCUUGACAGGGAAUUAACGCCAUUCAGUGAUGGGCUGUGGGACAAGCAAAGUGCUUCCCGAGCCCCCCAAAGAUGUGCAGCUAGACCUGGUUAAAAAAGUCGAACCUUACACAGGCCACAAUGACGUAUACAAGCAUUUCAUCAAAGAUGACUGUGGGACUGUCAUCAAAGCUGGCUCUCCCUCACCUCCGCGUCACGCUAACCCGUACCCUGGGAACCACCUGCCUGUCCACAUGGACCAGCCCGAACCCCGCAAGAACAAAGUGGCUAAAUACCGCGCCAAAUUUGACCCCAGAGUGACAGCCAAGUAUGACAUUAAAGCCCUGAUUGGGAGGGGGAGUUUUAGCCGCGUUGUACGGGUGGAACACAAGGCUACCAAGCAGCCCUAUGCAAUUAAGAUGAUAGAGACCAAAUACCGGGAGGGGAGGGAAGUGUGCGAGUCGGAGCUUAGUGUACUACGGCGGGUUCGGCACACCAAUAUCAUCCAGCUUAUUGAGGUGUUUGAGACCCAGGACCGUGUGUACAUGGUGAUGGAACUGGCAACUGGAGGAGAACUGUUUGAUCGCAUCAUCGCUAAAGGUUCCUUCACUGAGAGAGAUGCUACGCGUGUGCUGCAGAUGGUAUUGGAUGGUGUGAAGUACUUGCAUACUCUGGGUAUCACGCACCGGGACUUAAAACCAGAGAAUCUGUUGUACUACCAUCCAGGAACAGAUUCCAAAAUCAUGAUUACGGACUUUGGACUGGCAAGUGCUCGGAAGAAGGGAGAUGACUGCCUGAUGAAAACCACAUGUGGGACCCCAGAGUACAUUGCUCCUGAGAUCCUGGUCAGGAAACCGUACACAAACUCUGUGGACAUGUGGGCACUGGGUGUUAUCUCGUACAUUCUCCUGAGUGGCACUAUGCCCUUUGAAGAUGACAACCGCACCCGCUUAUAUCGGCAGAUCCUGAAAGGAAAAUACAGUUACUCAGGCGAGCCCUGGCCCAGUGUGUCCAACCUGGCCAAGGAUUUCAUCGAUCGUCUACUCACGGUGGACCCCAGUGACAGGAUGACAGCCCUUCAGGCCCUGAAGCACCCAUGGGUGGUCAGCAUGGCAGCCUCUUCCUCCAUGAAGAACCUGCACCGUUCCAUCUCACAAAACCUUCUCAAGAGGGCAUCUUCCCGCUGCCAGAGCACCAAGUCCGCACAGUCCACCCGCUCCAGCCGCUCCACCAAAUCCAACAAGUCGCGGCGGGUUCGGGAACGGGAGCUGCGAGAGCUGAACCUGCGCUACCAGCAGCAGUACACUGGCUGAGCACUGGGCUGGGGCCUGCCAGGCGUCUUUCCAGAUGUCUUCUCUGCGGUGUAGGUGUGCAGCACCCUUUGCCGCACACUCACUCAGUGAGGAACAUCCAGGUUCCUCCCUCCCUCCUUCCAGGUGUCCCCCCCCCCACCCAUGAGGAGGUGUCCCCCCUGCGCGGAGGAAAGGGAAUCUUGUGGUGGCCAUC